Messenger RNA from Carica papaya (papaya), 1099 nucleotides. RefSeq names its product protein disulfide isomerase (gene SCO2). The record is from RefSeq and is a predicted model, not a curated record. NCBI's taxonomy places the organism in Eukaryota, Viridiplantae, Streptophyta, Magnoliopsida, Brassicales, Caricaceae.
AACGUUGGAAUAUCCACUACAUAUCCAGCAAAUGAUCUUCUUGGGAUUUAGGAGUCGUCUCUCUCUCUCUCUCGCCUCCUAACUCCUUGCAAAGACCAUCCGCUAUUCAGAGGUCGAUACAGACACUGGCAAGUUUCAGCUAAUGUUCCCAGCAAACCCUACCUCCCUCUUCUUCCCUUCCAACCCCUCUCCCCUCUUGCCUCUCCAACUCCCUUCCUCCCUCCGCUGCCGCGCCUCUGACGUCCCCGUCGGCCCCACUUUUCCUCGCUGGCUCCACUUCUCCGCCUCCGCCGCCGACAUUCCCGGCCUCCGAUUAGGACAGGACUCCGACGGGUCUGUCUCCGUCGGUCCCUCGUCUCCCGACGUCGCGAGGCGUGGUGUCACAUCUGGCAACAAUGGCGGCAGAGUCAAAGUGAAUGCGAGAGAGCCGAAAUGGUCGAGGGAUAGGGAGAGUUAUCUGACGGACAAUGGGGACGCUCUCCCUCUCCCCAUGACUUACCCUAAUUCGUCUCCUGUCUCCCCCGACGAAAUUGAGCGGCGAUUGCAAUGCGACCCGCAAGUUGAGGAUUGUAAAGAAGUGGUGUAUGAAUGGACUGGAAAGUGUAGAAGUUGCCAAGGGUCUGGAUUUGUCAGCUAUUACAACAAAAGGGGAAAAGAGAUUACCUGCAAAUGUAUACCUUGCCUUGGAAUUGGAUAUGUGCAGAAGAUAACAGCUCGCAAGGACAUUGAGGUAAUGGAGGAUUUGGAUAAUGGAAAAUCUUCUUGACCUAAUAUUCUUUUUCUUUUUGGCACUAACAUAAUGUAUUCUACACCUCAUUUAAAAAGCUGUAAUUUUUUUAACAACCUUUCUUUAAAGUUUCCAUGUCCAUCACCCUUUAUGCUGAUAUACGAUGAAAGGCAAAUCCUCAAAAAGGAGAGGUUAUAGAACAGAAGCAAGGAAUUUAUUGUAACUUUUUGAAAGAAUGUAUUCUUUCGUAUAAUUCUUUAAUCUUUACUGCAGCCCGAUAUUGUUCUUUGUUUAUCUUAUCAGCCAAUUGAGAAUCUUAUUUGUGAAGCUACAAGUUGUUAAGGAAUAAAUUUGGAACCUUUGUUUGCUUUC